ACGUCGCCUCGUUCCGGGAGGGAGUGCCUAACCCUCAAACCAGAUUCCUACCCCCAUCAUUACCAUUCCAACACCUACUCCAUUCACUUCCCCCGUCACCUCUAUCCCUGUUUUUUCUCCAAAUUUUCCCGGGCCCAUGGACCCGCUGUUUUCACAGGCAGUCCAAAAUUUUGGACAGUUCAUGUCCAUGUUUCAACAGCUGGGAGGAUUUUCACCUUUCAUUCCCGGGUUAUACCCACAAUCCUUGCCCCAAACUAAUAUCAUCCGCCCGGUCGCUCCAACAAAUCUGAUCGGAGAGAUGGACAAAGCUGGUCCGUCCCGGUCCAGAAGGAGUCGGUCCCGAAGGUCACGCACACAGAUCACGCCUGAUGGCGAUGUGCGCUCAGUCCAAAGCAGGGACGAGGAUUGGGAUGUACCCCAGGCACAAAAGAAGCUGAAGGGAAAAGCUAUUCAACCUGAAGGGUCCUGGAGGUCAGUGUUUCAAAGGCUUGGCCAUGAGGGCAGAAAUCAAAACCGGCCUGCCAAAGAACGACUAGGAGUGGAAACAACCCCGUUGAGUGCUUUUGAUCGCCUGGGUAGAGGGGCCGAGCGACCUGGUCGGACCAGGCGCACGGAGCCUCCCCAUCGCGAAGAGCCCCAAUAUAGUCGGGCGCCCCAUGAAGAAGAAGAAGCGGAAAGCCAUCCUAGGCACACGAUCCGCUCCCAUGUUGAACAACCCCGGGAUCGUACCCUCCGUGGCCGAGCCGUUGAGUGGUUUCACAACCUCCCGGCCGGGGAAAUCGAUUCUUUUGAUGAACUGGCCGAGGUGUUCCAAGAAAAGUUCAAGGAGAACUGUACAAAGAGGAAAAAGUUUACUUACUUGAGUACAGCCGGACAGUGGGAACAUGAGGAUCUAACCAAGUUCCUCACCUGGUGGAAAGAUGAAGUGGAUAAACUGGAGGAAAUGGACGACAAAACCGCCAUGUCCCUCUUUGUGUCCAGACUCUGGUCCGGAGAAUUGUACAAAGAAUUUUGCAGGAGGUCUCCCCAAUCCUACCAAGAAGCCUACAACACGGCUUGGGAUUAUGCCGACGCCGAAGCACAUGUGUCGUUCAAGAUGGAGGCCGAGCAGGGCCAUCCCAAAGGAAGGAUUUCUUUGAAAAAAGGAAUUGAAUUGCCUGGUAAGGUAAAGACAGAAAUCAUGGAGGUGAAACCGUUCAAAACGGAAAAGAAACUGACCGGCGAGAAGCAAUGGACGGAGAAGUAUUGCUCUUUCCAUAAAACUGGCUCCCAAAACACUACAGAAUGUAACAGUGUGAAGGGAGUAAUCAAGCAGAUGAUCGAGGCCGGGGAGAUUGAUCCAGAGUACCUGGCUCAGGCCAAGCAAAGGAAGAACCAAUGGAUCAGACCUGAAGGACAGCCGGCCGAGCAGAACAAAAAGAAGAAAGCAGCCGGUAAGGAGCACUUGCAGGUCAUCUACGGCGGACCGGAAGGGGGAGACUCUGCUUCCCAGAGGAAGAAAUGGGGGCGAGAGCUCUACGUAGGAACAGUGGCCCUAAAUCCCUGGUCAAAACAAGCCAGGCGGGAACCAAUCACUUUUACUGAUCGAGACCUUCCCGCCACCGGCGAAGAUCACAAUGAUCCCCUGGCCAUAACCAUGGACAUGGGUGGAGUCGAUGUUUCCCGGGUACUUGUUGACACAGGCAGUAGUGUCAACAAUUUGUACUUGGAUGCAUUCGAGAAACUCAAGUUGUGUCGAACACGGCUUGAGCCCUUAAAGACUCCCCUGUCCGGGUUUACCGGGGACUCUGUGGAAGCUGAGGGGUCAAUCCUUUUAACUUGUGAAUUGGGCACGGGGGACCAGGUCGUCCAAAAACAGAUGAGGUUUGUGGUAGUGAACAUCAAAUGUGUCCACAAUGCCAUUUUGGGCCGGCCUGGAAUAAACAAAGUCCGUGGGGUCAUCUCCAUGGCCCAUCUCUGUAUGAAGUUCUAUACCCCGGGAGGUAUAGGGCAGGAAGAAGAACGGUCAAAGCUAGAGCCGGGUGAUGAGACCGAGCAGAUUGUUCUCCGGGAGACUCUCUCGGAAACAAUGGUGCGAAUAGGCCGGGAUCUGCCCGGAGGAAUUCGAGAAGAAAUCAUCUCAGUCCUUCGGGAGUAUGCGGAUAUUUUCGCUUGGAGUGUGGCGGACAUGUCGGGCAUAGACCGUUCUGUCAUAUGCCACCGUCUGGCUGUGAUGGAAGUUGGACAGAUCAAUGGCGAGAUGGAGGUCAAAGAGGAGCGUCUGGCCCGGUACAGUGACCUGGUCCGAGCACUUCUAAGGGAAUUGGAAGAAUUUCGUCUGACUAGGAUACCCCGGUCGGAGAACACAGACGCUGAUAUGCUUUCGAAGUUAAUGCAAUCCUGCCCGGGCCAUGUGUCGAAGUUGGCUAAAAUUGAGAUUUUAGAUCAACCGAGUACUGAUCGAUUUGAGGUCGUAGCCGUUCAGCAAGGUCAGAGCUCAGCUACCGGGGUGAUUGAAGCGGAUGAUGACUGGAGAUACGAUCUCAUGGAGUAUUUAAUGACCGGACGAAAACCAAACGACGAAGAACGAGCCAAAAAGGUUGUCUUACGAGCUCCCCAGUUUCAGGUACUAGGUGGCCACUUGUACAAACGUGCCAUAGGAGGACCUCUUUUGCGUUGUCUUACCAACUCGGAGGCCGAGCGAGUGAUAGCCGAAGUACAUGAGGGAGUUUGUGCAGCCCAUCAAAUGUCCCACACAUUAGCUCAAAGAAUAAUAUUGCUAGGCUACUACUGGCCGACCAUUGUUAGGGAUUGUGAGCGGGUGACUUCAAGAAGAGCAACCGGGGAGACUCCUUUUGUGCUUACCUAUGGAUGUGAAGCCUGGUUGCCAACUGAGGCAGAAUUCCCAACGUUUAGAGAGACCGUAUACCAGCCCUGUCAAAACGAGGUCGACCACCUAGCUGAAUUAAAUCUGGUGGAAGAACGAAGGACCCUAGCAGCUGUCAAGAUGGCCAAUUACCAGCGGUCGAUAAAGAGAUAUCACGACAACCGGGUGGGCCCACGGUACUUCCAAGUGCAUGAUGAGGUCUUACGCAGACGGGAUGCCAGUGAGCCUAAUGAGAGAGGCAAGUUGGUGCGAAACUGGGAAGGACCCUAUCGCAUAAAGGCGAUCAUCCGGCCGGGCACUUAUCAGAUGGAAUCCAUGGAGGGCGGACGAGUUAACCGGCAUUGGAACUCUCACCACUUGCGUAAAUUUUUUAGAUAAAGUGUAAUUGGUUCCCGGUUAUCAAUAAAAACUUGUUCUUUUC
Messenger RNA from Cuscuta campestris, 3287 nucleotides. The record is from the annotation of a GenBank genome assembly. NCBI's taxonomy places the organism in Eukaryota, Viridiplantae, Streptophyta, Magnoliopsida, Solanales, Convolvulaceae.